This is a messenger RNA of Colletotrichum spaethianum, 999 nucleotides long. Its product is annotated as WW domain-containing oxidoreductase. The record is from RefSeq and is a predicted model, not a curated record. The transcript has a single exon. NCBI's taxonomy places the organism in Eukaryota, Fungi, Ascomycota, Sordariomycetes, Glomerellales, Glomerellaceae. The coding region runs from base 1 to 999 and encodes 332 amino acids.
AUGACUCCUCCCGCUUACAACAAGGAAACCAGGGCCAGUGAUCUGGUGCCCUUUUACGCUCCCUACAUCGCCGGAAAGAUCAUCCUCAUCACGGGGGUCUCCCCAGGCAGCAUUGGCGAGUCUUUCGUCAAACAAGUCGCCGUCGCCAAACCAGCCAUGUUCAUCCUUGCCGGCCGCUCACCUGCCAAAUUCCAAGGAUUGGUCAACGAUCUUGCUGCGACGAAUCUCGAGCUCAAAGUAAAGUCAUUAGCCCUCGACCUCAUGUCCUUCGCCAACGUCCGCAAUUCUGCCGAGACAGUCAAGUCGUGGACUGAUGUGCCGUACAUCGACCUCCUCGUCAACAACGCCGGCAUCAUGGCCGGGCAGUACAAGCUCACAGAAGACGGCUUCGAGAGCCAGUUCCAGACGAAUCAUCUCGGCCAUUUCCUCUUUACGAACCUCAUUAUGCCCAAAGUCCUCGCCUCCGCGUCGCCUCGCAUCGUCAACGUCAGUAGCGCGGGCCACAGGUUCCACCACAUACGCUGGACAGACUACAACUUCAACGAAGGGAAGCACUACGAGAAGUGGCUGGCGUACGGGCAGUCAAAGACGGCGAAUAGCCUCUUCUCCGUCGGCCUCGCUGAGAGGCUGGGCUCUGCCAAUGGUCUGACAGCCUUCAGUCUGUGCCCAGGGUACGUCCCCACGAACCUCGCCGCGCACGAGGCGCACGACUUCCCCGCGUUCCUGGAGAGCCUGCGCAAGGCGGACGUGCUUGCGGGGUCGAAGUGGAUGUGGGGGAUGGAAGACAUAAAGCCCAAGGACCUCGACCAGGGUGCGUCGACGCAUGUGUUUACGGCGUUUGCGCCGGAGCUGAAGGAGAAGAAUGGGGAAUAUCUGACGAAUUGCCAGAUCGCGGACCCAUGGAAGGAGGAGGUGUUUCCCUGGGCAAGGAGUAAGGUUGAUGCAGACAUGCUAUGGGCUUUGAGCGAGAAACUCGUCGGGCAGGAGUUUAGAUAUUGA